Messenger RNA from Grammomys surdaster, 8587 nucleotides. It is a transcript of the gene Adgrf5, whose product is annotated as adhesion G protein-coupled receptor F5. The record is from RefSeq and is a predicted model, not a curated record. Gene Ontology annotation, cellular component: membrane. Gene Ontology annotation, molecular function: G protein-coupled receptor activity. Gene Ontology annotation, biological process: cell surface receptor signaling pathway; G protein-coupled receptor signaling pathway. The transcript has 22 exons. NCBI's taxonomy places the organism in Eukaryota, Metazoa, Chordata, Mammalia, Rodentia, Muridae. The coding region runs from base 218 to 4387 and encodes 1389 amino acids.
GCUCCGGGAGGCAAAAGUUGAGCAAAGGAGUGGCCAGACCGGUUCAUUACGAUGUCUGCCUCGCUGCCUCUCUACUGUCUGUGAGGUUCCCCAAGAAGACUGCGGGGCCAAUGGCCCCGUAGUGAAAAGCAGAAGUUUCUAGACAUCUGUUGAGAGCAGGCGCUUGCCUGGAGACGACAACAGUGGUGGAAAGGCAAAGCCAGUCAAACCCGAAGAAAUGAAAUCGCCAAGGACAAUCACGUUCUACUUCGUACUUACUGUGAUUUAUUCUUCAGAAGCUACGUUGAGCAGUCCAGCAGAGACCUUUGUUCAUCCUUCGAUUCCCCAAGAACCUGAGCUAGCAGGGGAAGAGCUACUGAGGCCAAAAAGAGCAGUUGCAGUGGGUGGUCCUGUGGCAGAAGAAUACUCGGUGGAUAUUGAGAUCAGUUUUGAAAAUGUCUCCUUCCUGGAGUCCGUCAAAGCUCACUUGAACAGCCUCAGUUUUCCGAUUCAAGGGAACGGCACUGACAUUUUGAGCAUGGCAAUGACUACAGUCUGCACUCCUGCUGGAAGUGACCUUUUGUGCUUCUGCGAAAAAGGCUACCAAUGGCCUGAGGAAAGGUGUCUCCACUCCCUCACUUGUCAAGAGCAUGACAGUGCCCUGCCAGGUGGCUAUUGCAGUUGUCUGAAAGGACUUCCUCCCCAGGGACCUUUCUGCCAGCUCCCAGAAGCAUACAUUACCUUAAAAAUCAGAGUCAGACUGAACAUAGGAUUUCAAGAAGACCUAAAGAACACAUCCUCUGCCCUCUAUAGGUCCUACAAGACUGAUCUGGAAAGAGCGUUUCGAGCUGGUUACAAAACUUUACCAGGAUUCAGAUCGGUGACUGUGACACAGCUCACCAAGGGCAGCGUGAAAGUGGACUACAUAGUCCGGGUUACAUCGGCACCACCGCCUGGAUCAAUUCAUAAAGCCAAUGAGCAAGUCAUACAGAACCUCAACCAGACUUACAAAAUGGACUACAGCUCCUUCCAAGGAAUAUCAAGCAAUGAAACAAAGUUCACUGUGACACCAGAGUUCAUCUUUGAAGGAGACAAUGUAACUCUGGAGUGUGAGACGGAAUUCGUGACCUCCAACACGUCUUGGUACUACGGAGAAAAACGCUCUGACAUCCAGAACAGUGACAGAUUCUCCAUUCACACCUCAGUCAUUAACAAUAUAAGCCUGAUCACCCGCCUCACCAUCUACAACUUCACACAGCGUGAUGCAGGCUUGUAUGGUUGCAAUGUGACAUUGGAUAUUUUUGAAUAUGGGACAGUCAGAAAAUUAGAUGUCACUCCCAUCCGGAUUUUGGCCAAGGAAGAAAGGAAGGUGGUGUGUGAUAACAAUCCUAUAUCAUUGAACUGCUGCAGCGAGAAUAUCGCAAACUGGAGCAAAAUCGAAUGGAAACAGGAAGGGAAAAUAAACAUUCUAGGGAACCCAGAAACAGACCUAGACUCUAGCUGCAGCACUUACACACUCAAGGCAGAUGGAACCCAGUGUCCCAGUGGGUCUUCUGGAACAACUGUCAUCUACACAUGUGAGUUCGUCAGUGCCUAUGGAGCCAAAGGCAGUAAGAACAUAGCAGUGACCUUCACCUCUGUAGGAGAUAAUUCCAGCUACAAAGGGGAAGUGCCCGAGGUCCUAAGGCAUGUGAUGGAAGUGAGUACAGUUCAGAGCACCACCGGGAACAGCCUAGAAACAAGUAAAACCCAGGAGCGGCAAGCCAACCUAACAAUAACCCCGGACCCAAUUUCUGUUUCUGAGGGACAAAGCUUUUCUAUAACAUGCCUCAGCGAUGUGAGUAGCUUUGAUGAGGUGUACUGGAACACUUCAGCUGGUAUUAAAAUCCAUCCAAGGUUUUAUACCAUGAGGAGGUAUCAGGAUGGAGCAGAGUCAGUACUGACGGUGAAGACCUCCACCCGAGAAUGGAAUGGAACCUACCACUGCAUAUUUAGAUAUAAGAAUUCAUACAGCAUCGCCACCAAAGAUGUCACCAUUCACCCACUGCCUCUGGCGUCAGACAUCAUGAUGGAUCCUUUGGAAGCCAGUGGUCUGUGCACCAGUUCCCAUCAAUUCAAGUGCUGCGUAGAAGAGGAUGCAGGGGAAAAGUACGCUGUGACCUUCCACAUGGAUUCCUCCUCCUUCCCCGCUGAAAGAGAAGUUAUCGGCAAGCAAGCAUGCUACAAAUACAGUCUCCCAGCAAACUUACUUCGGUGGUGUUCCAAAGACAUUGCAGUGUUCUGCCACUUUACCAAUGCAGCUAACAGCUCAGUCCAGAGCCCAUCUAUGAAGCUUACCCUUGUUCCAGAGAAGAAUAUCACAUGCCGAGAUCCCAUCAUAGGUAUUGGGGAGCCUGGGAAAGUCAUCCAGAAGCUGUGCCAGUUCUCGCGUGUUUCCCGAAACCCUGGACAGACCAUCGGUGGGACCGUCACUUACAAAUGUGUGGGCUCCCAGUGGAAGGAGGAAGCAAGGGCCUGCAUCUCAGCCCCAAUCAAUGGUUUGCUCCAGUUGGCCAAGGCUUUAAUCAAGAGCCCCUCUCAGGACCAGAAGCUCCCUACCUACCUGAGGGACCUUUCUGUUAGUGCUGGGAAGGAAGAACAGGACAUCCGCUCAUCUCCUGGGAGCCUGGGAGCCAUCAUUAACAUCCUUGAUUUGCUCUCAACAGUUCCAACCCAAGUGAAUUCAGAAAUGAUGAGAGACAUACUUGCUACCAUUAAUGUCAUCUUAGACAAGUCCGCCUUGAACUCCUGGGAGAAGUUACUACAGCAACAGAGCAACCAGAGCUCUCAGUUCCUGCACUCUGUGGAAAGGUUUUCCCAAGCGCUCCAGCUGGGAGACAGCACUCCUCCAUCCCUCUCCCACCCUAACGUGCAGAUGAAGAGCAUGGUGAUAAGACGUGGCCAACCCCAAAUCUACCAACAGAAGUUUAUCUUCACAGACUCUGACCUGUGGGGUGAUGUGGCCAUCGAUGAGUGUCAGCUAGGAAACUUGCAGCCUGAUUCGUCGAUCGUUACUGUGGCUUUCCCGACUCUCAAAGCCAUCCUUGCCCAGGAUGUACAGAGAAAGACAUCCCCCAGCAGCUUAGUAAUGACAACCACUGUCAGCCAUAAUCUCGUCAAGCCGUUUAGGAUUUCUAUGACUUUUAAGAACAACCAUCGCUCGGGUGGCAAGCCACAGUGUGUCUUCUGGAACUUCAGCCUUGCCAACAAUACAGGGGGCUGGGACAGCAGUGGGUGCUCUGUGGAAGAUGAUGGUAGGGACAACAGGGACAGAGUCUUCUGCAAGUGUAACCACCUGACGUCAUUCUCCAUCCUCAUGUCCCCAGAUUCCCCAGAUCCAGGAUCUCUUUUAAAAAUACUUCUGGAUAUCAUUUCUUACAUCGGUUUGGGAUUUUCCAUAGUCAGCUUAGCUGCCUGCCUAGUUGUGGAAUCCAUGGUGUGGAAAUCAGUGACCAAGAACCGAACUUCCUAUAUGCGCCACAUCUGUAUAGUCAACAUUGCCUUUUGCCUUCUGAUUGCUGACAUUUGGUUCAUUGUGGCUGGUGCUAUCCACGAUGGUCAUUACCCCCUCAACGAAACAGCCUGUGUGGCUGCCACAUUCUUCAUUCACUUCUUCUAUCUCAGUGUCUUCUUCUGGAUGCUAACUCUGGGCCUCAUGCUCUUCUACCGGCUGAUUUUCAUUCUACAUGAUGCAAGCAAGUCCACCCAAAAAGCUUUUGCCUUUUCUCUAGGCUAUGGCUGUCCACUCAUUAUCUCGUCUAUCACAGUGGGGGUUACGCAGCCACAGGAAGUCUACAUGAGGAAGAAUGCAUGUUGGCUCAACUGGGAGGACACCAGAGCACUGCUGGCUUUCGCCAUCCCAGCAUUGAUUAUUGUGGUGGUGAACGUAAGCAUCACAGUUGUGGUCAUCACCAAGAUCCUGAGGCCCUCCAUCGGAGACAAGCCAGGCAAGCAGGAGAAGAGCAGCCUAUUCCAGAUCAGCAAGAGUAUUGGGGUCCUCACGCCACUCUUGGGGCUCACUUGGGGUUUUGGUCUUGCCACAGUAAUCCAGGGGAGCAAUGCUGUGUUCCACAUCAUAUUUACCCUCCUUAAUGCCUUCCAGGGGCUCUUCAUUUUGCUCUUCGGCUGCCUCUGGGAUCAGAAGGUGCAGGAAGCUUUGCUGCAUAAGUUUUCAUUGUCAAGGUGGUCUUCCCAACAUUCAAAGUCAACGUCCAUAGGUUCAUCGACACCCGUGUUUUCGAUGAGUUCUCCGAUAUCCCGAAGAUUUAAUAAUCUUUUUGGUAAAACAGGAACAUAUAACGUUUCCACCCCAGAGACAACCAGCUCAUCCCUGGAAAAUUCCUCUAGUGCUUACUCACUGCUCAACUAGGACCUGACAAAGCCAAAUCCACAGGACCUCUCAGAAACAGGGCCCAUGCCAAGAAAAGGGACCCAUUCAAAUCUAUGGCUAAAGUGUUCUCUCUGCAGACUUCUGGGAGCAGAUGCUGAAGAGACUCUUUCAAUAGAGAAGAUGUUUUCUUUUGUAAAGACAGACUAGAAGCAGUGGCCAUGUUUAUUUUUGCUCCUAGCCCUACCCCUCGUGUACUGCCAAAUAUGUAUAGUAUUUAAAAGAACCCUUCCCACAAGGCUCAACUUGUCUCUAUGUAUUGUAAAAUAGAAUUUUGAAGAGAGUUUUACGCGCGCGCGCACACACACACACAUACCCCCAUUGGCUACAAAGGUAAGAGUUGAUUGAAACAGUAAGUAAAAAGUUAGUAUCCAGGAGUUCAGUGAAUUCGAGGAAGGAAGGAAAGAUGGAGGGAAGGAAGGAGGGAGUAUGAUAAAAUGGAAGAAAGUAAUGAAACAAGGAAGGAAGGAAGGGAGGAAGGAUGGAAAAUGUAGAAAACAUUAGGAAGCAUAUUUUAAGGUUUCUAGGGUUGUGAUUUAAUAUGGCCUCUCAUCUACCACAGCCUUGAGAAUGAAAAUAUAUGGCUCAAAAAUGGAAAAUGAAAUGAAGCCAUGGGAGAUGUACUUAGUAAGUUCCUGAUCUUUCCCCGGCUAAAAGGACAAAAGACAGAGGAAGGAAAGUAGAAAAGAAAGUAGGAGGGAAAAAAUCACCAUGUGGAUGCUUCUGCCUGGAUGAUAAUCUUUGCAAGCAAUGCACCCAAGGAGACACAGUUCUCAUGACAAGGACAUAUACAAACAUUUGUAUGUCAAGGUCCGAGCAGAGCAGGGUGAACACUCAGAGCGCGUAUGACAGCAACUCUGUAAGGUUCAAGUAAAGUUGGUUUCCCAUGCUCUUUCAGAUAAGCGUUGUAUGCUAAUCUGUUCAGCACUGUGAGAGCAAUCCAUGCACAUGUGUAUAUUUCCCCAGAUAAUUGACAAACUUGAUCUACUGUACUGAGCUCACUCUCCCGCAUCUGUCUUACACGUAACAGCUUUAACCAGGUACUCCCCGUGCAUUGUAGAAUAGAUUUAAUAACUGUGUAGCAUGUACAUUCUUGUUUUGCCUUUGUGACUUCAUUGUGACCGUGGUGAUGACAGCCCUUGGCAUGCUGUCUAUAUUGCUAUAUACUAUCCCUUCCCAGCCUUCUAAGUUCCCAGGCCAAUAUACAUUCAGAGUUUCUAUGGUCUGAUUUGUGUUUUCUGGAGAAAAAGUACCUGGCUCUUCUGUGUUCCCAGCCACAUUUUACUUUGAUAAGUAAAUGACAGAUCCCCCAUCCCCACUGCCAAGGAUUUAUGGUUUUGUAUGUGUGUCUCUCGAAAAUACAGAUAUUUAUUAAAACUGCAUCCAUGUUAGAACUCACCGUGCUCUGUAUCCAAGAGCAAGCAUGCAUUCCAUAUCCAAGUGUGGUCCCAAAGGAACAAUGUCAGUAAGGAUGAUAUCUUAGUUAAUUUCUCAUUGCUGUAGUAAGACGCAUGGAUGAAAGCAACUUACAGCAGAAAAGGUUUGUUUCGGCUUACCCUUGGGAAUAUACCCCAUGAUGGCAGGUAAAGCAGGGCUGUAGGACCAUGAGGCCAGCCCAUCAAACCGCUUCAGCUGUCUGGAAAUAAAGAACAGGAAGUGGCAUCAGGCUAUGAGAACCCAAAGCCCUCCCCCCAGUGACAUCUUUCCUCUAGCCAGGUUCUACCUCCUAAAAGUUCUAUAAUCUUCCCAAACAGCACCAUCAACUGGGGACAGAGGACCUAUGGGGGACAUUUCACAUUCAAACAACAACAAACAGCAAACUCUUUAGGAUGGACAUGCAGCAUUGGGUUUUUAUGGCAUGAGAGAUUAUGGGGUUAUAUCAUCAGGAAGACAGAAUAGAAGAGCCUGAGGUCUGAUAUUCAUAGUUCUAAGUACUUUCAGUCUCGUAGUUCUAAGCUUAAAUUCUAGUUCCGCUUCUCUGUUCUUCAUAGCGGAAGGGCAGGGUGGGACAUACAAAGUCCCAUCCCUUGAGUUCCGUUUCUGCUCAAGUGCCAUUCACAUCUUCCCACACUUUCGUGAGAACAGCCGCCCGCCCACCCGUCCCAAUUUAAAGGCUCAUUAUUUAAAGUUCUUACAGGAAAGGAAUCCACAUUUCCUGUGGAUGCACUCUCCAGGGAGUCUCCAGCGCAGAGCAGAGGUCAGUAGAGGGAAGACAGAGAGGAGUCUAGGAUGGGGCAUCCUUUGGAUUAGAAUCAGGUAUCAGAGCAAGAAUGGCCCAGACAGUUCAGCUCCUUGAGUUACAUUAAGGAGAAUUGAGCCAGAGAUGUUUGCAUAGUAUAACAAGGCAACCUCGGCAUCCUGGAAGCUUAGCAUCAGGAGAGGCUGGGGCUGCUGUGCUCAAGAAUGCAAAGGUCCAAUGAACACUGAACUUUGGCCUGCUUUAUUGGUGCCCCUUGGGAGCCAUUGGACUUGACUUUGUAAGGAGAUCUCCCAUAGCAGCAUAAUAGCAGGAACUCUUGAGCUGAAUUCCAUAGGAUGCAGAUCUGGCCCUCUGCCUGCUUUCAUUCACAGAGACACGUCCCCUGUCGCCAACUAGCAUGCCUACACAUUCUAAUGCACACAUGCAUUCAUACACAGACCCACAAAUUGACAAAGGCACACAGGAACAUGUGUGCACAGACAUGCACACACACACACACACACACAUGCACACACAUAUAGGUACAUAUGAACACACGUUAACACCCAAAUGCACAGGCACACAUGUACAGAUGGCUUCAUGAGAACUGCCACAUCUCUGUCCAAACUGAGUGGCUCUUUGUUUAAAAUCCCUACAGGAAGUUUGUUAGUUUGUAAAUGCAGGAUUCAAGAGGGGGCAGACAUAUACACAUCCACUCCAACAUGAACGUAGACAGAUGCACCUUGAUCUUUCAAGGCAUAGCAUUGGAUUCCAGAAAAGGAGUCUGGAGAUGUGGCUCCGUGGUUAAGAAUGCAUACCGCUCUUACAGAGGAAUCUCAAGUUCAGUUCCCAGUACCCACGUUGGGCAGCUCACUACCACCUGUAACUCCAGCUGAAGGGAAUUCAUUGCUCUCUUCUUGGCUUUGAGGGCACAUACCUGUGAAUAUCCCCCCAUCUCUGCCAGACACAUUUAUACAUACUUAAGGGUUUAAAAUUAAAAUCCAGAAAAUCUACUUAACAAAACACAGAAGGAGCACUUCGAGGUUUCCUGCCAGUCACUGUAUAUACAACCCCAUAUUAACAUUUCUAAAUGAUACCAUGAAAUAAACAUUGUAUCCAAAGUUGUAAAAGAUAGAAGCAUGUAGGGUCUGCGCAUUGAGUGAAAGUUAGAGCCUCUACCCAGUUCUGCAGCAGCAAGGGCCACUAACCGUGGCAGAGAAGGCAUGUUCUCUGCCCUUGGUGCCAACUGAGUCAUAUUCACUUUGCUAAGAGAGCGCCCCCUACUGCCCACAUUCCCACAUGUCUUUAUUGUGUAAAGUAGAUUCCACGGGCCACCAACUUUCUUUUAAGGGACUUUCCGUUAAGGCAGUUUCUUGCAAGAAGAUCUAUGCUAAUGUUUCAGGGGUUGUGAAGUUGGAGAAUCCAAAUUUUAUUAAUACACAGCAAUGUUCUCAGGGAAUACUGUAAACAUCACCCAGGGAGGAAAUGAAGAAAUGCCAUGGGAAGUCAGGGCCUUUUGUGAUUUGUGCAGGGCCCUUCAGAGAGGUCUGUGUUGGAAGAAAACACACACGGAGACGAGAAAGAGUACAGCAGCCAGUCAGCGUGGAGGGAGACAUGGGCAAGUUAUUCACAGGUGAAUGGAGAAAUAAGUCACAUCCAGUUACAAAGACAGAAAAAAAUGAUGUGGGCUGUUUAUUCAGGAAGAAAGUGUUUUAUCUGCAGCAUGUAGAAGUGCUGUGUAUGGGCUUUUGCACCCUGAAGAGGAAGCCAGUGACCCAGGUCAGUAGAAGCCUGGUUCCUUGAGAAGCCACAAGGAAGGAGCUUAGAACAGACAUUUAUUUCUUACUUAGUUUUAAAGACAACAGAGAAAGCAUUUCUAUUGCAACCAGAUGUCAUGGGUUUCUAGAAUUAUGACUCGGAGUUUAAAAUCAUGUCCUACUAAAAUCUCGGUGUAUCAGUGACGCUUUCUUUCCUAAUAAUAAAAUGCCUAAUGAUUUACCCAA